Salvelinus namaycush (lake trout) is the source of this 1125-nucleotide messenger RNA. Its product is annotated as protocadherin beta-16-like. Gene Ontology annotation, cellular component: plasma membrane. Bases 1 to 1125 code for a protein of 374 amino acids. Gene Ontology annotation, molecular function: calcium ion binding. Gene Ontology annotation, biological process: homophilic cell-cell adhesion. The transcript has 3 exons. The record is from RefSeq and is a predicted model, not a curated record. NCBI's taxonomy places the organism in Eukaryota, Metazoa, Chordata, Actinopteri, Salmoniformes, Salmonidae.
AUGUCGGACAGAACAAUGACACGGCAAGUACUGUUGUUUAUCUCGGUCCUCUCUCUCAGUUCAGUGCACGGGCAGGUCAGUUACUCCAUUCCCGAGGAAAUGGCGAAAGGCUCUUUAGUCGGUAACAUAGCGCAGGAUUUAGGUUUAGAUAUCAAAAGACUGAAAUCAGGUAAAGCUCGUAUUUAUACUGGAGACAGCGCAGAAUACAUCGAUCUGAAUAAAGAAAGGGGAGUUCUCCUCAUCAAAGAGAGAAUAGACCGUGAAGCACUCUGCGGACAGACAACGCCUUGCGCUUUACAUUUUCAGAUUAUUCUGGAGAACCCGAUGGAAUUUUAUACAGCUACAAUAAUGAUCCAGGACCAGAAUGACAACGCGCCUCAGGUUCUGUACCCAGUCCAGACUAGCAGCUCUCUGGUGGCUGAAAUGGUGCCUCGUUCAGCAGAUGUGGACUAUCUUGUCACUAAAGUGGUGGCUGUUGAUGUGGACUCUGGACAGAAUGCCUGGCUCUCGUAUAAACUGCAGAAAGCGACAGACAGGGCGCUGUUUGAAGUGGGCUUACAGAAUGGAGAAAUAAGAACUAUACGUCAAGUCAAUGAUAAAGAUGCUGUGAAACAAAGGCUCACUGUUGUAGUGGAGGACAACGGGCAGCCCUCUCGUUCAGCUACAGUCAAUGUUAACGUAGCGGUGGCGGACAGCUUCCCUGAAGUGCUCUCGGAGUUCACUGACUUUACGCACGACAAGGAGUACAAUGACAACCUGACUUUUUACUUAGUCUUGGCUUUGGCUGUAGUCUCAUUUCUGUUCAUCACAUGUUUAGUUGUUAUUAUAUCAGUGAAAAUAUACAGAUGGAGACAGUCUCGCGUCCUUUAUCAUUCCAAUCUCCCGGUUAUUCCGUAUUAUCCACCGCGCUACGCAGACACUUUGGGGACAGGAACUCUACAGCACGUGUACAAUUACGAGGUGUGCAGGACGACUGACUCCAGAAAGAGUGACUGUAAGUUCGUCAGACCCUGUAGUCAGAACGUUCUGAUAAUGGACCCCAGUUCUACAGGGACGAUGCAGCGGAUGCAGAGUGAAAAUAACAUCCUGGAUGAACCAGACUCCCCAGCAGAGACCAUCAUGUGA